This is a messenger RNA of Lodderomyces theae, 897 nucleotides long. RefSeq names its product glutathione-disulfide reductase. Gene Ontology annotation, biological process: cellular response to oxidative stress. Gene Ontology annotation, cellular component: cytoplasm; cis-Golgi network; fungal-type vacuole. The transcript has a single exon. The record is from RefSeq and is a predicted model, not a curated record. Gene Ontology annotation, molecular function: glutathione disulfide oxidoreductase activity. Bases 1 to 897 code for a protein of 298 amino acids. NCBI's taxonomy places the organism in Eukaryota, Fungi, Ascomycota, Pichiomycetes, Serinales, Debaryomycetaceae.
AUGGCUGGCGUUAGACAUUUACGAGUUAUUGGCUUGACGGCACUUGUUGUCAUUUUGAUUGUUGUACUACACCAAACUGGCCGUAAUGCAGCAUCAUUGGUAUUCGCGCAAGCUUCGGACGAAAUUGCCAAUAAGCAUCGGGCCAAGUCUAACAAUGGUGCAGUACAAGCAGCAGCAGGGUCAGGAAAAGGAGGCGAAGGUGGUGCAGGCGGUAAAAGUGGUGGCAAUGGAGGGGUGAAUCCUGUUGUUGUUUCUAACAACAUUGUUGAUCUGAAUAAUGACGAAAAGACUGACGAUGCUAUCAAUCAGGAGAUUUCUAAGGAUAAGAGUGAAGAAGGGGUCAAGAAGAAGCCAAGUGGUGAGGAGGGACAGAAUAGAAAUAAGGAAAAUGGAGCAGUAGCAGGCGGAGGAGUGGCGAAAAGUGGAAAAAAUGUCAAUGGAAAUGGAAAUGGUGUAUCGGGUUCUGGGUCAGGUGCUGGGUCAGGCGCUGGGUCCGGAUCGGCCGAUGUAACCACCAACGAAAAGGGAGAGUAUGACCCACAAGCUGAACUAAUAAAAAUCCGAGCUCUUUCACCAAUGACGAUUUUCUCCAAGAGUUAUUGCCCCUACUCCAAGAAAUUAAAGAGUUUAUUAUUGGACAAGUAUGAAAUCACCCCCACGCCCAAUGUAGUUGAGUUGGAUUUACACGAGCAUGGCGACGAGUUGCAGACUUAUCUUUAUGAGAAGCUGGGUAGACGUACUGUUCCUAAUGUGCUUGUGGGCUCGUCGUUUGAGAGUAGGGGCGGGUCUGAUGACUUUGCCGAGUAUCAUCAAAAGAACCAGGUUAUAAAGUUGUUGACUGAUUGGGGCCAGGGGAGGUUACAGGUUAGUAAGAAGGAUACUCCGUCUAAUGCGUAA